UCACAGACAAAAACACUAAAAUGACCUAGAGCGGGAAUUUCAAAACAUUUAAACCUGUAACUUGUUAUGCAUUUUCUAUGUCAAAACUAACAGAAACCAUGAAAGUCAAAGAAUCACAAAGUGCGUCAAAUGUGGAUUCGUCAGACGACGAACAAGGCGAAUUCGAUAUGUCACCUUUGAAAGUUUCUUGGUUAGAUUUAUCUUCAUUAGGAUGUGAUGAACCUGUGGGGAUUUGUGCAUUGCCAGGUUGCAGAUUUAAAGACAUAUGGAGAAGUCUUGAUAAUGACUUAAAAUGUCUAGUGUCAGAAGGUGUGAAGGAUGUGUUUUGUUUGUGCAGUAAGGGUGAACUCAACAAGUAUAGAGUGCCAAAGUUAUUGGGAGAGCUUCAAGAGAAUGACAUUACUGUACAUCAUACACCUUUUCCUGAUGGACUGGUACCUAGCACCAGUGAGCUGGUCAAAAUCAUUGAUGACCUUCAUGUUACACUCAUGAAAAGAAGAAAAACUGUUAUACACUGUUAUGGAGGUCUUGGAAGAUCAAGUUUCUUGGCUGCAGCAUUGAUGAUGAAACUUGAUUCUUCACUAGAAGCAGACAAAUCAAUAGAGAUAAUGAGAGAAUUAAGAGGUCCAGCAGCCGUACAAUCUGUCAAGCAAUACAAUUGUCUACAUGAUCUUCGACAACAGAUAGCAGACCAUGAAGCAAAAAUGGACGAAUCAAAAAGAUCAUUAUCUAGAUGACUUUGUAAUAUUGAUUUAUUCCAAGCAUGAACCAAACUCUCUUUAUCUAAAUGAUAUACUUGUGACUGUUUUAGUUUCCUAAAGGUGGUUGAGAAUGUCUAUGAGAUGGAUGCUGGCUACAACUUCUGUGUCAUUAGCCAUUUUAUAAGCUCAAGUUCAGCUGUCAGAUACUGAGGGACUUUCAAUAUAACUGUAACUUGGUAUCAGGGUACAUAAAAUGCAUAUUUUCAAUUUUAAAAAGCCAAAAUAUCACAAAACAACUGAUUUUAGUAGGUUCAUGUCAUUUUAGAAUUUCAAAAUCAUUUUUCUUUUAAAAAGAAUAUUCUCUUUUUAAUCCUUAUUUCAAACAGCUAUUUACAGGACGUAUUAUGGUAUACCGUCAAUAUGUUGUACAACAACUCAAAAAACACUUUAAUGUGGCAUCAUUGUUCAGUCAAAAUUCAUUUUACUGGAUAUUUAAUUAUCUUAUUUUUGACUUUUUCCUCACUAAAAUUGAAUCCUAGUUGGACUGCUUUAUUAUAAGGUUUAUCAAGCUAAUUUAUUGACAAUUCAGAAUCUGCAUUGUAGAUUUCUAUUUUUAUGCCCCAUAAAACUUGAAACUCAGUACACAUGUUCCUUGUAAUAUGAUCUUUUUUUUAUUUUAAUGCCAAAUUAGAGAUUUCCCCCCAUUUUCACAUUUUUUAGAAAAUGAUAGUAGGGGUGGGGCAUCUGUGCACUGAGGACACAUUCUUGUAUAUUAUCAUUUUUCAUAUUAAUUAUGUAAUUCAGUGUGUUAAUUAAAAAAAAGAAUUUAAUGUAAGCAUGGCUUGAUGAGAAUUUAGAUCUAUUAUCUGUUGAUUGUACUUACAAAACAGUUACUGCUAAUAUGCAAUGUUUGUAUAGCCAGUCACUCAGUUGUUAUCCAUUGUUAGUAAGUUUUUUGUUGUUUGUUUUUUUCUUGUUAUGGUUAUACAAGUAUAUAAAUAUGUAAUUGUUAUGAGUGGAAAGAGUUGUCUGGCGUCAGGCGUUAACUUUUACAAAAAUCUUCUCCUCUGAAACUACUGGACCAAAUUAAACCAAACUUGGCCACAAUCAUCAUUGAUGUAUCUAGUUUAAAGUUUGUGUUUUUUGACCCGGCCAACUCGUGAAAUUGUUUAUCAGGUCAAGAUCUAUCUGCCCUGAAAUUUUCAGAUGAAUCAGACAACCCAUUGUUGGGUUGCUGCCCCUAAAUUGGUAAUUUUGAGGAAAUUUUACUGUUUUUGGUUAUUAUCUUGAAUAUUAUUAUAGAUGGAGAUAAACUGUAAACAGCAAUAAUGUUCAGCAAAGUAAGAUUUACAAAUAAGUCAAUAAGACCGAAACGGUCAGUUGACCCCUUUAGGAGUUAUUGCCCUUUAUAGUCAAUUUUUAACCAUUUUUCGUAAAUAUCCAUGAUCUUUUACAAAAAUCUUCUCCUCUGAAACUACCGGGCCAAAUUAAUCCAAACUUGGCCACAAUCAUCAUUGAUGUAUUUUGUAUAAAAACUGUGUUUUUUUACCCGGCCAACCAACCAAGAUAGCCGCCACGGCUUAAAAUAGAACAUGGAGGUUAAAUGCAGUUUUUGGUUAUUACUCAAAAACCAAAGCAUUUAGAUCAAAUCUGACAAGGUGUAAAAUUGUUUAUCUGGUCAAGAUCUAUCUGCCCUGAAAUUUUAAGAUGAAUGGGACAACUCAUUGUUAGAGUGCUGCCACUAAAUUGGUAAUUUGAAGGAAAUUUUGCCGUUUUUUGUUAUUAUCUUGAAUAUAAUUAAAGAUGGAGAUCAGCUGUAAACAGCAAUAAUGUACAGCAAUUUAAGACUCAAAAAUAAGUUAAAAUGACCAAAAUGGUCAAUUGACCCCCUAAGAAGUUAUUGUCCUUUAUAAUCAAUUUUUAACAAUUUUCAUAAAAUUUGUAAAUUUUUACCAACAUUUUCCACUGAAACUACACGGACAAGUUCAUUAUAGAUAGAGAUAAUUGUAAGCAGCAAGAAUUUUCAGUAAAGUAAGAUGUACAAACACAUCACAAUCACCUAAACACAAUUUUGUCAUGAACUGUCUGCUUCCUUUGUUUAAUUCACAUAUACCAAGGUGAGCGACACAGGCUCUUUAGAGCCUCUAGUUUUGAUACUCUAUAAUUAUACAGUUUAUGUUCAAUGUAUUCUUCAUUUUUAUUGAAUGAGAAAGGUCUUCAUUUGAUCUCUUGUGUAGAGUUGUCUCAUUGGCAAACAUACCACAUCUUCUUAUUUUUGUAUUCAAAUGUAUUUGUAUGUGGAAAAAUUUUCAGCUCAUAUCUAUUUUAUUACCAUGAAAAUUAUUAAAAAAAAUUGAUGAGAUA
Molecule: messenger RNA, 3065 nt
Organism: Mytilus trossulus (common blue mussel)
Lineage: Eukaryota; Metazoa; Mollusca; Bivalvia; Mytilida; Mytilidae
Product: cyclin-dependent kinase inhibitor 3-like
Exons: 7
Coding region: 78-737 (219 amino acids)
Biological process (GO): dephosphorylation
Molecular function (GO): protein tyrosine phosphatase activity
Source: RefSeq, a predicted model, not a curated record